Messenger RNA from Humulus lupulus (European hop), 3642 nucleotides. Its product is annotated as TATA-binding protein-associated factor BTAF1-like. The transcript has 11 exons. The record is from RefSeq and is a predicted model, not a curated record. NCBI's taxonomy places the organism in Eukaryota, Viridiplantae, Streptophyta, Magnoliopsida, Rosales, Cannabaceae. Bases 452 to 3382 code for a protein of 976 amino acids. Gene Ontology annotation, molecular function: DNA binding; TBP-class protein binding; ATP hydrolysis activity.
UUAUUUAAUGGGUCUUGUUUGAUAUUUGCCACUGCCUGAUUCUGUUCUUGGUUUUGUAGAUGUCGGUGGGUCAGUGGUGGAUUUGAGUUUUUUUUCAAUUGUGUGCAAAACUUCUAUUGGCUAUAUUUGUUCAGAUUGUCAUAUAUAAUAUCCCCUUGCAAAAGAAAUACCUUCUUGAAUUUUGAUUUUGGAAAUCUUUACUAUUCUUCAUGUCAUGUUAGAUUUGAUUGCUUCCACUACCCUGUAGUCCAUAUGCACUUUGCAAAGAUAAGACAUGUGAGAAGGAGAUCUGGAGACUUUGUGGUUUAUCUUGUUAAAAAUUGAAACUUGUUUGAUGAUGUUUAUUCUGGAUUCUCUUGUCUUCAUUGUGCUGUUUUCUUUAUUUGAUUUAUCACUAGAAUGAAAUUAUUGUGCAUAAACUGUGACUGUUUUCUAAGUUUAAGAUACCAUUAUGCUCUGGUUUACUAAUGAUAUGGUACUUAAUUUGAUUGGUUUGAAAAGUGGCAGAUAUUUGGCUGAAUUACUGGGAGAAAGGCAGAAGUUGGUGCCAUUCAUUCAAAUUUUGCCUCACUGUAACAGACUUAUUAGUCAAGUCUGGGAAGUUCGGCAUGGUAGUGUGAUGGCUUUGAGGGAAAUUUUAACCCAUCAAGGAGCUUCUGCUGGAGUAUUUAUGCCUGACUUGAGCUUCGAUGGUGCACAAUUUUUUCAAUUAGAAGAUGAAUUUGUAUCACAUAGAAUGAAGAGAGAGAGAGAGAUUGAUUUGAAUAUGCAAGGACCAACAGAUGAGUUUGAACCAAACAUGAAAAUGCCGAAGUUUACUGAUGUGUCAUCUCCAUGGGUGGAUACAAUGACUAUUGCCAACAUAGAUUGUAACUCUGACAUCAAUAUAAAGGUUGAAGAUGGUAGUAUGUGUGAUUUGCUUGCUGAGCCAAUUACUGAGUUGUCCAACCUUAGCUCUGUUAAGGUGGAGUCAGAUUCUCACCUUGACACUACAUUGUAUUCAACUAAAGAAGAUACUACAUUGUAUUCAAAUAAGGAAGUAACUGAGACAGCCAUAUUCGAGGACUCCUCCAGCAUUAAGGAAACAGAUGUGAUGAAAAAUAUAUCUGAAAAUUCUGAGCUGAUGAACUGGAUUAAAUUGGCUAGGCAUUCUUGGCUUAAGAACUGCCAAUUUCUUCAAGAAUGUGCAAUCCGCUUCCUGUGUGUUUUGUCAUUAGACCGUUUUGGAGAUUAUGUAUCUGAUCAGGUUGUUGCACCAGUGCGGGAAACCUGUGCUCAGGCAUUAGGUGUAGUUUUCAAGUACAUGCAUCCCACUUCACUACAUGAAACAUUGACUAUCUUGCUAGAGAUGCAGGUAAAUUUCAUACCAAAAUGGGAGAUUCUCCAGGGAAGUCUGUUGGGUAUCAAAUACUUGGUGGCUGUAAGGAAGGAGAUUCUUCAUGAAUUGCUUGGACGUGUUCUCCCCGCAUGUAAAGCUGGGCUGGAGGACCCUGAUGAUGAUGUUCGAGCUGUUGCAGCUGAUGCUUUGAUACCAACAGCAGCUGCAAUUGUUAGUCUACAGGGUCAGACAUUGAAUUCCAUAGUGAUGUUACUAUGGGAUAUAUUACUUGAUUUGGAUGAUUUGAGUCCAUCUACCAGCAGUGUGAUGAAUUUGUUAGCGGAAAUUUAUUCCCAGGAUGAAAUAAUUCCAAAAAUGUUGGGAAGUUCUAAAGACAGCCAAGAAUUUGAUCUAUAUGAGGUAGGCUUCAUUGAUGAUAGUAUUGGAGGAAUGAGUAUGCAGGAGAAUCCUUUUAUGUUAGCAACAUUGGCUCCGCGUUUAUGGCCAUUUAUGAGACAUAGUAUAGCAUCAGUCCGUUAUUCAGCUAUUCGCACUUUGGAGCGACUGCUUGAAGCUGGAUAUAAAAGAAACAUUUCUGACUCUUGUAGUUCUUCAUUUUGGCCAUCAUUUAUACUUGGUGAUACCCUUAGAAUUGUCUUCCAGAAUUUACUGUUGGAUUCAAAUGACGAAAUUUUGCAAUGUUCUGAGAGAGUUUGGAGACUCCUUGUUCAGUCUCCAAAGGAGGACCUGGAAAUUGCUGCAAGGUCAUACAUGUCUUCUUGGAUUGAGCUUGCAAGUACUCCAUAUGGUUCAGUGUUAGAUGCUACAAAAAUGUUUUGGCCAGUUGCCCUUCCACGGAAAAGUCAUUUUAGAGCAGCAGCUAAAAUGAGAGCUGUAAAUCUUGAAAACGAAUCUCAUAGAAACAUCCCCUUAGAAUCUACAAAUGGAGCUAUUCCACACGAGAGAAUAGGAGAUGAUUCCAUUAAUCCUGUUAAGAUAAUUGUUGGCACUGAUGUGGAAAUGUCAGUCACUCGUACCCGAGUGGUCACAGCAACAGCAUUGGGCAUUUUUGCAUCUAUGUUGGAAGAAGGGUCCACACAAUACGUUGUUGAUCCAUUAUCGAGUGCACUGACCUCUAUGGCUGGCGUCCAGCGGCAGGUGGCAUCUAUGAUUCUUAUUUCUUGGUUCAAAGAGAUAAAAAGCGGGGGCUCAAAUGAAAAUCAAGGAACUACGUCAAGUUUUCCCAAUCAUCUUAGAAAUUGGUUGUUGGACUUGUUGGCAUGCUCUGACCCUACAUUCCCUACUAAAAAUUCGCUUCUACCUUAUUUAGAGCUUUCAAGAACCUAUUCUAAGAUGCGUGGUGAGGCUAGUCAGUUAUUACAUACUAUGGAAUCAUUGGGUAUGUUCGAUAACUCGUUAUCAAUUACAAAGCCUGAAUGUGAAACUUUGAGUGUGGAUGAUGCAAUAAGUUUUGCAUCCAAAGUUCCAGCCUUGUGUAAUGAUAAUGUUGGGAAUGAAUCUGUUGGACAUCUUGAGGAUAUGGAGUCAGCAAGACAACGACUUCUUACAACUUCAGGGUAUUUGAAAUGUGUGCAGAUUAAUCUCCACGUUUCAGUCUCUGCCCUUGUUGCUGCAGCAGUUGUUUGGAUGUUGGAGCUUCCCGCACAACUUAAUCCAAUUAUCUUGCCUCUAAUGGCUUCAAUCAGAAGAGAACAGGAGGAGAGAUUGCAAGAGAAGGCUGCUGAAGCACUUGCAGAACUUAUUUAUUAUUGUAUUUCGCGUAAGCCUAGCCCAAAUGAUAAAUUAAUUAAGAAUGUAUGUAGUUUAACAUGUAUGGAUCCAUGCGAGACACCUCAGGCUGCAGUUAUUGGCUCCAUGGAAAUUAUUGAUGAUCAAGAUCUUCUUUCCUUUGGGACUGCCACUAACAAGCAAAAAACAAAGGGUCAGAUGAUAGCUGGUGGUGAAGACCGGUCGAAGGUCGAGGGCUUCAUUGGCAGACGAGGGUCUGAACUUGCAUUGAAGCAUCUCUGUGACUACUUUCACACCAAGAGACUACUUUCAUAAGCCUAUUGGGGGGGUCUAAGAGGCUUGCUAGAGUUACUUUUUGAAAUCAUAGCUAGAGUUUCUUGAGCGGAUGAGUCAUAGCUAGAGUAACUUUUGAAAUCAGAAUUAAAAAAAUAUACUAAUUGUAGUUUUUAGUUAGCACUUACAUAGUUAUUCCAAGUGAGUUCUAUAUUCCAUGUGAGUUAGCACUUAUAUAUUUUGAUAUUGUAAUUUUUAGAGUUGGAACAUACUGAGUUCUAUUGAUUUUGUUUGCCUGUUCA